This is a messenger RNA of Thalassophryne amazonica, 4117 nucleotides long. RefSeq names its product biogenesis of lysosomal organelles complex-1, subunit 5, muted (gene bloc1s5). The transcript is spliced from 5 exons. Gene Ontology annotation, cellular component: transport vesicle; BLOC-1 complex. NCBI's taxonomy places the organism in Eukaryota, Metazoa, Chordata, Actinopteri, Batrachoidiformes, Batrachoididae. Bases 1 to 465 code for a protein of 154 amino acids. The record is from RefSeq and is a predicted model, not a curated record.
AUGGACAAGAUUUUUAAAGAUGUUGGUGAUAUCCAGUCCCGACUCUUGGACCACAGGCCUGUCGUCAAUGCAGAGAUCCGCUACUUUCUGAGAGAAUUUGAGGAGAAAAGAGGACAUAGAGAGUCCAGACUGCUGGAGAAUGUCAAUAAAAUGGUGGUGGAAACAAAUAAACAGAUGCUACCAGAAAGUUUAGAAGGCAUGAACCAGCAGCUGUCUGAUAUCUUAACUCGAUUGGAGGCUGCUAAUCACAUGGCAGCAAGAGUCCAGCAGAGGGAGCUAGAAGCCCAUCAGAGCACCAAGCUGCAGGCCAACAUGGAGCAUUUGAAAGACGAGUGGACGGAGUUCCUGAAGGAGCAACAGAGGUUAAAGGAGAAGGUGGAUGAGGAGCAUGCAAAAAAUGUCGGACAACUCAGUGCUCGGUACAGCAAAAUUAAGGAGGACUUGGAUAAAUUAUCAGAUUUCUGAUUUAGCUGGGGCUUUUAAUCAUGCUUUAGCACAGACAAUUUGUGCACAUGGACAAUACAUGUUUUAAGGAUCAUAUGUAUACAUAUGCAUCAGGGGCGUGUUCUUCAUGUGCAAAAUGAAGCUGUUGGAUUUGGUAAGCAUACCAUUUUUUUCCAAACUGUAUGUCGCUCUGGAGUAUUUGUUCAAUUCUCUAAAAAUGCAUCAUGAAGAAGGAAAAAAAACACAAGUCUGAUUGAUCUAUAAGUUGCAUUUCUUUUUGAAAUGUGGUGCUACUGCUUAAUACAACAAGAAGGCCUCAGGGCAAAAUAAUUUAUAUUCUUUUCUUUGACAAUUACCUGGGCAUGGAGAUGUUCACCCAGUCACACCCUGGGCUCUAUUUGUAGACGUUUUGGGGGUCAUCUUUUCACUCACAUUUAUUUAUAAUGGAAGCUUUUGCAUUAGCAAGCAGAAGCUAAUGACCUAAUUAACAUUAUUGUAUUAGCCAAAAAGAACUCAGAAUAAAACUUCAUGACACCACUGAACAGACAAAAAAUGUAAUUAAGUGCCUACAUGCACAAACCAUUUGAUACGUAGCUAAGUGUGUGCACAUUUCACUCACUAAAUAUUCAAGUACUAAGUUCUUUCUACUUCUCCCUUUUAAUCGUUGGGUCGCAUGUUAAUUUGACACAGUUGGCGCAACUCCACAUGCGCCACGGGCAGAAAGGGUCUUGAACUGGGAACCUUCUGCUCUGAACACAAACACACUAACCACUUGGCCAUCACGCUGCCCUCACGAAAUAUAUAAAUAUGCUUUUUUAAAAAGCAUCCAUUUAUACACUUAGCCUUACCUUAGCUGAGCUGUAUUUUUCCAUUGCAACUGUCUCAGCAAGUGGAAAUCAAAUCAAAUGUCAAGUUGGAGCUUGUUCUUGAAGACCCACCACCUCUUUCAGAUCAGGUACAGGAGCAGCAUUCAGUUGUCCACACGUGUAGACAGCGUCAGUCUUGAUGCUGAUAAUGCAGUACAUUUCUAACAUAUAAGUCACUUUGAAAUACAAAUUUAAAACAAAAAAUGUGCAAUUUGUAGUCCAAAAAGUUUCACACACAUAAUUACAGUUCCUGCAUAAGUGUCAGUGUGUCCUUAAUCAUUGAUUUAAAAGUAUAAUAAAAAUUUGGCCUUUGUGUCAGAACUUCAGUUUUCUGUCUUUAGCACAUGGUAAAUGCACAGCAUGAAAAAAGUUUUGGAAAAUGUCAUAUUUAAACAAGCAAUCGUCAAUCAUUUGAUUUUGUCUUGGCCGUGAAGUUCUCAACAUUUCAAACUUUCAUGGAUUCCUGCCUGAAGGGUACUGAUGAUAGAUUUGCAUCGGCCUCAAGUUGAAAGAAAAUUGGACUCUGGCACCAAGACAAGAUAUUCUGAGCACUGAAAUCGAGAUCAUAAAGUACUGAAAGCAAGAUCAUUAAAGGUUAGAAUAAGCUGUUCAGAGCAGGUGUGUUUAUAGCUUGGGUCAGGUUGAAACAGAACCAUUCCUCAGCAGUUCUCUUUUGUUUAGACCAUUUGCACUGUGACAUUAACUUCAUAUAAACAAAUUUCUAUGAAGUAAUGUUGGUAGUAAAAGGCCUCUGCUGAAACCAGUUUCAAUGAGCUCCACCAGCUGCUAGUUUUUGUUUGCUUUACCACUGAAAAUUAGGUUUUGCAUCACAUAUCCAGUGUUUUCAUUGGCGUUUAAGCAGUAACAGAGUCAGAUUUGAUCCCAUGUUAUGCAUGUUUUUUUGUUUUUUUGUUUUUUUAGUUUGACACCAACAUUACCAACAGUGUCUUGUUUGCACACAAAAAUGUAUAUUUUUUUGCUCACUGGUCAGAACCCUUUAAAUGCGCAGAAAUUGCAGGUCUUUUAUUUUGCUUUUCAGCCUAUGUAAUUGCACGGCAAAGCCUCUACUAAAGUGAAAAGACUUGUGUACCUAUAUUACAGGUAAAUAAUGAGCACAACAAUAUUUAAGAAGUGUAAGAGCUGCAAAAUAAAUGAAGUUACUGUGUCUCGAAGCUUGGUAGAUGUUCACAAGUCUGUUUUUUUCAAGCGCUCUGUUUCAGCGCCAGACAAAUCUGUGUUUUUGCACAGGUUGUCAGAUGGGUGGACACACUGGGCACAUUCCUAGCUGAGAACACACUUUAUCUCAGACAAUGUAACAUCAAAUAUUUGAAAUACUCACCUUCCCCUUCACUACUACAAACUGCAAAUGGCAUAAAUGCUUCAAGCUGUCAAAAGUCCCAUCAUUUGAAGAAUGAGCACUUCACCUCAUCCAGCAUAGAAGUAAAAUCAAUUUUCUACAACAGCCCAUAGUGGAAUACUUCUACAGAUGUUCUGAUGCAUCUGACAGCCAAAGCCAUCUCAGUGCUGAUGUUCCAGUUUUCAUAGAUUGUAAUUUCUGGUUAAUGCUGUGUUUACACAUAACGACGACAAGUCACGAAUACCACAAAGUAUACAUUCUUGGCCGCUGAUGCACGUUACUGCGCACAACAGCACAUCGUUACGUUCCGUCGCUAAUCUCUCAGGAAUGUUGUGAAUUUGGCGAAUUGUCUUCACACACCUCCCAUAUUCAUCCUACCGUCAGCUGCUGAACCGUUCACAUCAGUCUAGAUUGCUCCUCAACACCCACCUGAUUCCACAGCAGAAGAACAACUUUGUGAUUGAAUGCAUAGUUGGGCUCUGUGCCAUGGAGUUGCACAGAAAGGAGGAGGAAGAGACAGAGUGAGCCAGGCUGGAGGAAGCUCAGCCUCGUUCUUCCCGUCAUCAGGCACAACAACAGGUGGAACACCUGCAGGAGCGUCCUGAGGAGCAUCAACAGGAAGUGUGGAAGGACACUUGGCCAACUUGGUGUCACUGUUCCUCUUCGGCAUACUGCAGCGUUAACAAUUCGUGUCAAAGCUUGACAGUUUCCUUGUCAUUUUGUAACAAUGCCUGACAGUAUGCGCUCCAAGAACCAUUACAGGAACCACUACGACUGCUGUCAUGCUCUAUUAAUGAUUGCCACUAAUCAAGACCUAUCAUCAUGCUCAGUUGCGAACUCCAUGACAUGAGGCGAAAUGAGGGUGGUGCGUAACAUUUGUAGAAGAUUUUUUUUUUUUUUUUGACAGCCAAAAACUUACUCCAUGAAUAUCAUUAAUAUCACACACCGACACGCACUGUUAAGAAAUCUAUUCUGAUGCGUCAAGUCACGUUAAGAAUGUCAGAAAUGUGCCACAAAUGACAGAAAAAUAAUAUUCGGAAUACGUCCUGCCUAUCUAUAAUGAGUAGGAAGUUUCAAGUGGAACGCCCCCUGAAUUCAUAAUUCCAACGCAACAACUCAUUUGAACACCACAUACUGUGAGUUCACAAUCCAAAAUGGCUGCUCUGGGCAUCAACAGAAAUGAAAGCUGCAGUUUUACUGCUUUUUGUUGUUGUUGUUUGUUUUUGUGGUUUUUUGUUUGUUUUGCGUUUUUAUUUUGUCUUUUUUGUGUCCAAUUAAGAAGUUAUGCACACAGUAUUGCUAUCUGUCUAUGUCGCAGUGUUUACAUGUGAAAUACCACGUAAUGUAUUGUUUAUCAACUGGUGCCGCUAACAUUGGCUAAUCUGGUAGAACUAUCACAAUAUCUAUCCAUGUACUUAAUACUGCUUAAAUAAACUUUGAUUUAAAUGCA